Messenger RNA from Naegleria gruberi, 2859 nucleotides. RefSeq lists its product as uncharacterized. The coding region runs from base 1 to 2859 and encodes 952 amino acids. The record is from RefSeq and is a predicted model, not a curated record. Gene Ontology annotation, cellular component: cytoplasm. NCBI's taxonomy places the organism in Eukaryota, Heterolobosea, Eutetramitea, Acrasida, Naegleriidae. The transcript has 2 exons.
AUGUCACAACAACCUUCUUUCUAUUCCAGCCCUUUUUUACUAUCUGAUGAUCAAAUCAGAGAAUUAGGAGUUGCCGAUCAUCAAAUUGAACAAUACAGAAGAAAGCAUUAUCAAAAUUGUUUCGGAAUUGAAUCAUGGUGUACUGCAGAGCUGGAACCUUUUACCUUCAAAACUAGAAGUGUUGAUUUAUCCUAUCAAGAAGCCUUGGCUUUAAUAUCCUUGUUUAAAGUGAAUGCAAAAACCUAUGAAAAAACAACAAGUUUAACUAGUGAAGAAGUUGUUUUAUUGGAAAAUGUUGAAAAAAGAAUUGAUGAAUGUUUGGCAGCUCAUACAGAGUUUAAUGAUGGAGCUUUUGUUAAAUUGAAUACAAGAAGUCCAAAAGAUGUACCAUGGAAGUGUCAUAAUGAUGAAAGUUAUCAAAAUCAAUUAAAUAAGGAAGUGGAAAGAGUUUCUGACAGGACACCAAAUAAUAUUUGUGUUGCUUUCCUUAAAGCAAUGAACAAGUCGAUGAAAAUUAAUAGUGGAAAAUCUGCAAUGGAAUUAUUGGGAAGAUCACAGAGAAUUUAUGAGGAUUUGCAAAAGAACACUGGAUUUGGUGAGAAAUUGUACGAAAGUAAGAUAAUUUUAAGAGAGUGGAACGAAGAAAUGAUUGAAUUGCCUCAAUUUGAAUUUAGAUGUUUCGUACACGAAAAGAAAUUGAACGCCAUUUCUCAAUACUUUUGUGAUUUCAAGUUUGAUGAUUUAAUUGCUCAAAAAGAAGAAAUUUUAAAGAAAAUUAAUGAGUUCUUCAAUGGGUUUUGCAUUGAGAGAAUUCCCCAUCCUUCAUUCGUCGUUGAUUUCUUUGUUUCACCAACUAAGGGUGUAACAAUUAUUGAAAUUAAUCCAUUUCACAAUGGAGCUGGCCCUCCAAAUGCUGAUUAUGAUUUUUUCAUUAUCGUCUCUAAUGAACUCUACGAAGAAAUGGAUGAAUAUUAUAGAGUUGAAAGAGAUGAUUGUUUGUCUACUCAAUGGUAUCAAUCUGGAAGGAAGGAAUUAAUUGAAACAAAAGUUGAAUCACUUUUUGAUGGAUUUAUUGAAGGAUAUCAAUGUUUAUAUAUUUCAGUAGAAGGAACUGAUAUAGAAUUGAACAUUAAUUUGUACAAGUAUUCAGUUUUCCAAAACAAGUUGAAUGAUAAUUGGUUGCAAUCUUUAAUGUGCAUCUUUUUACCUGAACAAUUUGUGUGGAGAUGCGAUUUUCCAAAUCUUCAUACUGACACCAAGAUUUAUUUCAGAAAAUUGAUUUUAUCUGUUGUCGGCGAAGCUGGUAAACAUUUUCAAAUGGCGAGAAGAAAGUGGGGUCGAUUAGAAAAUGAAAAUGAGAUUCCAAAUUAUCAGGAACGGAAAUAUAUUGCCCAUACCUUUAGAGAUUUAAUUUUUGGUAUUCAGAUAGCAUCUAAUUUGAAAAUUGUAGAUUAUGGAGCUGCUAACAACACUUACUAUUUAAUAAUGCAAUCUUUUCAUAAGGAAUCAUCUUGGAAAUUUUUUGAAAAGGAAUAUUAUCCAAAAUAUCAAGAAUUGAAAGAUGUUUUCAAUGAAAUUACAAAGAAAGAUAAUCUAGUAACUGAAGAGGAAACUAAAUUAUACAAAUCCAGUAUUCUGGCCUAUGCCAAUAAUAUUUCAAAUUCCAAGACUUUAUUGGAAAAUUUAAGAUUAUUUUUCUCUAUUGAAAAUACCCUUUGGAAUACUACAGAAGAAAAUGAAUAUAUUUAUUUGAGAGCUGUUGAUGAAUCACCAACUUACUCUUCACUUGUUCAAGAAGUAUUUUAUGGUUUAGUUUUGUACAGAAAAAAUUUAGAUUCCCCAUAUGAAAUACUUUGCAAGCCACCUCUCAGAAUUUUACCCUACAGUCAUGCCCAAUCCUACAAGAAUAUGAAUUGGAAAAAAGCAAAAUGUUGUGAAAUUUAUGAUAAUAGCAUUAUUGCUAGUGUAUAUUAUGAUAUUGUAAAUAGAGAAAUGAAAGUAUGCUCUCAAACUACAUCUAAUGGAUCUGAAAUUAUCUUCAAUAGAUCAAUCGAAGAGCUUGUUAUUGGAUUUAUUACAGAGAAGAAUAUUAAUCUUGACAAAUCUGGAAGCUUAACAUUUGAAAUAUCAAAGGAUGAGAAUAUGGAGUUUUUACUUUUAACAUCGUUUAAUGUGGAAAAGUCUAAACUUUCUCAUUUAGAUAUAUUUAUUGAGAGAACCAGAUACAGUCCUGUAUUUUCCAAGUAUAGUCCAUUGAUAUUCUCAAAUAUUAGUGAAGUGAAAGCCUACGUUAAUACAUGUAAUCCUUUCAAAGUGAAAGAGUGUUUAGUUUACGAUGGAAAUGGUUUUGUUCGAGUUCCUUCUCCUCAAUAUUCCUCCAUUUUAUAUCUGAAGGAGAAUGAGAAACAAUCCAACGAUCAAGAAAGUAAUAUUUUUGAAUUAGUCAAGACAUGCCACAACGAUCAUGAAUGCAUGGAAAGAAUCAAACAAACAUUUGAAAACUCAGUCCACUCAACUGGCCUUUUGACUAUUUUAGAAAAAUACGAAAUAUUGUGCAAGUUUUUUAUGGAUACUUUUGCUGAAAUGGCACAUGAUAAUGGUAAUUUGAUUGAUUUGAAAGAUUUCAAUGAAAGACUUUCCAAAUUUUCAUGGCAUAUCAGAUUCGAAACUGAUAGUAUUUCAGCCAUUUCACCAUUCCUGACCAAUUUACUAAACUCUCAAUUCAAACAAGCAAACACCAACAUGCCAAGACCACACAAUGGAACAGCUACCACACUAACAUUACUGGAAAGAUUAUCAACCUCUCCAGGAAAAUUAAUCAUCAAAUCCUAUUUGGCAUUCAAAAAUAACGUGAACUAA